UAACCAUCAUUAUUUCAGUUGAAUCAGAGAUCGAUUAAGUCUAAAUCAGUUUGAAUUUCAAUCUAGUUGAAGUGAAAAUGUUCAUUAAACUUAUUGUCCUUUGUUUACUUCCAGUGUCAAUCUUUGGUGCUGUUAAAUGGCAAGACUGUGGUCAAGAGGAUCGGUCACUUGUUUUCAAAAAGUUGAACUUCGCCACUGAAAAAAUAACCAUCGAUGGUAAAAAUCCUCUGAAAGCUGAAGUUGACUUCGACCUUCUCAAUCCGAUUGAUGAUAAUGUCCAAAUGGACGCGAUUCUUAGUCGGCGAUUCACAGUUUGGGGUUUCAGUCAAAGUAUCACAAUUCCUUGUUUCAAUGACGCCGGAAGUUGUUCCGGUCAAUUCUGUUAUUUUGUUCAAUCUUAUUAUAAACUUGCUCGAGUGUUGGCUGAACAACUUCAUGUACCUUUCGAUUGUCAUAUGCAACCAACAACCUAUGCAGGUAACAUUUCAUACCCUGUACCACCGACCGCUUUCGAGAAUGUACCAUCAAUCAUUGCGAAUGCUAUUUCCGGAACUUAUGAACUUUCAGUUCGAUGGACAUCUGAUGACCAUGAGAUCGGCUGCUUAUCCGUCGUUGCUGAUUUGGAAAUCGACCUUGAAUGAAAUUUUUUUUCCACAAUAAUAGUUGAUAAAAGUUUCUAGUCUAAUUAAAUUAUCGUUACAAUAAAAAAUAAUCUAGAAAACAAUUAAAUAAAUUAUCAUUAAUUUGCUGUGGAAAAUUAGAGUACUUGAAAAGCUCAAAGUAAUAAAGUCUAAUUGUUAUAACAUUGAAA
Messenger RNA from Panonychus citri (citrus red mite), 811 nucleotides. RefSeq lists its product as uncharacterized. The transcript has 2 exons. Gene Ontology annotation, cellular component: cytoplasmic side of plasma membrane. Gene Ontology annotation, biological process: lipid transport; ganglioside catabolic process. Lineage: Eukaryota; Metazoa; Arthropoda; Arachnida; Trombidiformes; Tetranychidae. Gene Ontology annotation, molecular function: lipid carrier activity; enzyme activator activity. The record is from RefSeq and is a predicted model, not a curated record. The coding region runs from base 78 to 641 and encodes 187 amino acids.